AAGUGCUACGUGAUGAAAUGGCGUCGAAAGUGUAGGAGUAGCUUGAUUUCUUUAUAAAAUACGAGAUAAAGUUACAGUUGAAAGUGUUUUAUUUACUUUAACAAUUUUGUUUAAUGUUGUAUUCAUAGUAUUAAUAUACGCGUAACACUCUUGAGAAUCAUCUUAACGUAAUUGUAAGAGUGCAAUGUCCGAGGAGACAGAUCGGCAUGGUGAGACGGCGAGCGCGAGCGAUGGCGUCACGAGUCCGUCGCGAGUGGUGUUGACCUCACAUCAAUUGGACUCAAGUAGCGUUGAGACACUUCGCACCGCGUGGAGAAACCAGGACUUGUACAUAGACCAUCUCGAAACGUUGAACAAACAGCUGGAAGGAAGUUUGGAAAAAGCGAAAGAGAUAGAAGAUAGGAAUAAACAACAAUAUGCAGAAUCACAACACAGAGAGAAGGUACUUGUUAGACGAUUAGCUGCUAAGGAACAAGAAAUUCAGGAUUAUGUAAGUCAGAUAAAUGAAUUAAAAUCAUCACACGCGAGUCUCCAAGGACGGCCUACACUUCUAGACCCGGCUGUAAAUGUGUUAAUUUUAAGAUUAAAACAAGAGCUGACAUCAACAAAGGCAAGAUUAGAGGAGACUCAGAACGAACUAUCUGCGUGGAAGUUCACCCCAGACUCGAAUACAGGGAAGAAACUGAUGGCUAAAUGUAGACUGUUGCAUCAGGAAAAUGAAGACCUAGGCAGAAUGACGUCCAGUGGCAGGAUAGCUAAGCUUGAAGGUGAUCUUGCGUUACAGAAAAGUUUUAGUGAGGAAGUAAAGAAGUCACAAUCAGAGUUAGAUGAGUUCCUACAAGAGUUAGACGAAGAUGUGGAAGGUAUGCAGAGUACAGUGUUGUUCCUGCAACGUGAACUGCGCGCGACGCACACCACAGUGAACGGCAACAGGCCCUCAUCUCCUCCGGACAAACGGACUUACUCGGGCAGUGAGUGCAGCGACACGCCCGUCGGCAAGAGGAGACGGGCCUCAGUGUUAUCUUUAGACUACAACGAGGAAGAGGAACCGUUAACAGUGACAAAUGGGGAUGCGGACUAGCCCAGGACCCCAGUGUUCUACAGAACACGUCGUCUCAAUAUGAACUAGUGGAAAUUGUGAAAUAAUAUCUUGUUAAGCAUAAUUACGGAUUUGUUGCAUGGAUAAAUUUAUUAAUGAUUAUAUGUGAGUGAUACACUUUAGUGUCCGGUCACACAUAUUUGUGAAUACUUCGAUAUAAUGAAGUGUAUUAAAAAAAAAACUUACGUACUUUAAUUGGAAGACAAAAUUAAUUAGACAUGUAUGUGUCGUGUUAGAUGGUGUCUGAUGUGAUUACGAGACAGACGUAAUGGAAAAGUAUAGUUUGCGUUUAAAGCACAACAGUGGACCAUGUGAUCAGAUAGUGUUUUUGACAUUGUUUUUUAUAUACUUGAAUAACUAAGCAAGACACUGAGAUGACAUAUAAUUUAUUUAUGUUAAAUGCAUUACUUGUGAUAAAUAUAUAUAAAAAGAAUAUAGUAUAUGAGCAACAAAACGGAAUAAAUGUAUAUGAAUUGCUGUAUAAUUUUUUUUUACAUGCCUUAAUUGUGAUUUGAUGCCAGGAUUUAGCCGUGUUUCAUCACAUCUAAUAUU
Molecule: messenger RNA, 1651 nt
Organism: Papilio machaon (common yellow swallowtail)
Lineage: Eukaryota; Metazoa; Arthropoda; Insecta; Lepidoptera; Papilionidae
Gene: fl(2)d
Product: pre-mRNA-splicing regulator female-lethal(2)D
Exons: 5
Coding region: 185-1081 (298 amino acids)
Biological process (GO): regulation of alternative mRNA splicing, via spliceosome
Cellular component (GO): nucleus
Source: RefSeq, a predicted model, not a curated record